This is a messenger RNA of Dipodomys spectabilis (banner-tailed kangaroo rat), 7153 nucleotides long. RefSeq names its product transcriptional regulating factor 1 (gene Trerf1). Gene Ontology annotation, biological process: regulation of transcription by RNA polymerase II; negative regulation of DNA-templated transcription. Gene Ontology annotation, cellular component: histone deacetylase complex; transcription regulator complex. Gene Ontology annotation, molecular function: transcription corepressor activity. Lineage: Eukaryota; Metazoa; Chordata; Mammalia; Rodentia; Heteromyidae. The record is from RefSeq and is a predicted model, not a curated record.
UUAGCGCUGGCGCGGGCCCGAGUGGGCUGCGACCAGGGGAGGGGCGAGCGGUCCAUCUGUAUUCCUGUCCCCCCUGCGCGCACACCCCUUCCCUCGGAGCGAUGGCCGGGAGGCGGUGCGUGCAGACGGGACAGCGCUGCUCGCCCCCCGCGACGACGCCCCCCGAGUGGAGACCGGUCUGGUCCGAUUGCCCGUGCACUUGUUGCAGAAACAGCCAAGGCCUCGGUUCUAGAAGAUUCUGAAGGAGGAAGACACAGAAGCAGGAUGAUCCUAAAGGAGUGCUCCUUUUAAUCCCAAACAGAGCCGGGUCUUCUCUUCCCGCCUGCCCUGCAGCAUGAGAGCAUGACCGGCCGGCGCAGGAGCCCCGCGCCCGGCCCCCGGCCCGCCGCCUGCCGCCCCGGCCACGGUGUGCACAGCGUCUCCUCGCGGUGGUGCUGUUUGGGGGGUUGCUCGGCCCGGGUGAGGAUGUCCCCCUUGCUCUGCACAUGAGUGGUCCAGGCCGACGGGAGCCCCUGCCUCCGACCCCCCUCGCAGACAUGUCCGCCGUGGAGUAGUGUGGACACUUCCACUCAGCUUCUCAGGGUUUCCAUCUUUUGGGGGGGGGCAUUUUCUUCAGUUACUUUUUAAAAUUUCUUUAUGGUUUUGUGGCUGGACGUCCACCACCAAGGCAGACACUAUGGGGGACCAGCAACUGUACAAGACCAACCACGUGGCCCACAGUGGUGAGAACCUUUUCUACCAACAGCCACCCCUGGGUGUCCACGGUGGGCUGAACAACAGCUAUGGGAGUACAGUGGCCGGGGGUGGCAUGGAUGGCCCCCAGGUCUCCCCCAUCUCCCCCCACUUCCCUCAAGAUACUCGUGAUGGUCUGAGCUUACCCAUUGGCUCCAAAAACCUUGGCCAAAUGGAUACGUCGAGGCAGGCGGGCUGGGGCGGCCACGCCGGAACCGGAAACCACGUCCAACUGCGUGGCAACUUGACCAACUCGAAUAUGAUGUGGGGGGCGCCGGCCCAGGUGGAGCCCACCGACGCCUACCAAUACACCUACGCCCAGGCCAGCGAGAUCCGGACCCAGAAGCUCACCAGCGGUGUCUUGCACAAGCUGGAUUCCUUCACCCAGGUGUUUGCCAACCAGAACCUGCGAAUUCAGGUCAACAACAUGGCGCAGGUGCUGCACACGCAGUCAGCGGUGAUGGAUGGGGCUCCCGACAGUGCCCUGCACCAGCUGCUGUCCCAGAAACCCCUGGAGCCCCCCACCUCCGCUCUUCCCUCCCGCUACCAGCCGGCCGGCCAGCAGCCCCACCCCGGCUUCCCAGGUGGGCUGUCCAAACCAGCCCUGCAGGUGGGGCAGCACGCCAGCCAAGGCCACCUGUAUUAUGACUACCAGCAGCCUCUGCCUCCCAUGCCCCUGCAGGGAGGCCAGCCUCUGCAGGCCCCACAGGUGCUGGCCCAGCAUCUGCCCCAGGUGCAGCAGCACCAGUACUUUCCACAGCAGCAAGCUGGGCAGCAGCGGGUCUCCAUGCAAGAAAUGCAGCAGCAGCCCCCGCAGCCGCCACAGAUCCGCCCUCCCCAGCCUCAGCAGCAGCAGCAGACACCCGUGCACCUGCAGGCGCGGCAGGGCCCCAUGCAGAUACCUCAGUAUUACCAAGCCCAGCCCAUGAUGCAGCAGCACUUGCAGGAGCAGCCGCCGCCGCCCGUGCACCUGCAGCCCCCGUCAUAUCACAGAGACCCUCACCAAUACACCCCCGAGCAGGCGCACGCCGUCCAGCUGAUCCAGCUGGGCUCCAUGCCUCAGUACUACUACCAGGAGCCCCAGCAGUCCUACAGCCACGCCCUCUACCAGCACAGCCACGCAACCCAGCCCCAGCAGCCACGGGAGGACAGUCAGCUGAAAGCCUAUUCGAUCGAUAGGCAGACCCCAGCCAUGCUCAGUUCCCACGGGGACCUGGGCCCCCCGGAGACAGGAAUGGGAGAUCCGGCGAGCUCGGACCUGAGUCGGGUCAGCAGUGCCCUCCCCCAUCGGCCACUCCUGUCCCCCAGUGGAGUCCACCUCAACAACAUGGGGUCUCAGCCUCAGCAGCCAUCGCCCAGUGCCAUGUGGCCCCAGAUGCACCUGCCUGAUGGGAGAGCCCAGCCGGGGUCCCCGGAGUCAAGUGGCCAGCCCAGAGGAGUGUUGGGAGAGCCGUUGGAUGCCAAGAACAAAUUGACCUGCUCCAUCUGCCUGAAGGAGUUCAAGAGCCUCCCUGCCCUCAACGGCCACAUGCGGUCCCACGGGGGAAUGAGGGCCUCCCCGAGCCUCAAACAGGAGGAAGGAGAGAAGGUCCAGCCACCGCUGCCGCCUCCGCCUCCACCGCCACUGCCGCCUCCGCCACCGCAGCUCCCUCCUGAGGCCGAAAGCCUCACGCCCAUGGUCAUGCCCGUGUCUGUCCCUGUCAAGCUUCUCCCGCCCAAGCCCGGCCCGCAGGGCUUCACCACCGGCGGCGCCGCCACCCCCUCUGCCAGAGACAAGCCAGCCAGCUCGACGGCGGACGAACAGAUGCCCGUGCUCGUGAGGAUGGCGCUGUCGCCGCCCCGCUCGCCCCCUGGGGCUGCCCCCUGCGUGCCCACUGACCUCGCCCGGAAGCCGCAGCCCAGCGCCGCCAAGGCCGAGGAGCCCCUCCGAGCCGCCCCGGACAAGAAGCGGUUCCGCCACCGGCCCGAGCCCCUGUUCAUCCCGCCGCCGCCCGCCCCGUCGGGCGCCACGCUGUACCAGAGCCAGCUGCGCUCCCCGCGGGCGCUGGGGGACCCCCUGCUCCCCGACCACGCCCGCGAGCCGCCGCCCUACACGCCGCCGCCCAUGCUCAGCCCCGUGCGCCAGGGCUCCGGGCUCUUCAGCAGCGUCCUGGCCGCGGGCCACGGCGCGGGCGCCCACCCGCCGCUGCCGCUCACGCCGCUCACGCCCACGCCGCGCGUGCUGCUCUGCCGCUCCAACAGCAUUGAUGGCAGCAGUGUGACCAUCACCCCAGGCCCUGGAGAACAGACUGUGGAUGUUGAACCACGUAUCAACAUUGGCUUGAGAUUCCAAGCAGAGAUCCCAGAACUGCGGGACGUCUCUUCCCUCGGCCAAGACACACACAAGGCCACGCUGGUAUGGAAGCCCUGGCCAGAGCUGGAAAACCAAGACCUCCACCAACGAGUGGAGAAUCUUCUGAAUUUGUGCUGUUCAAGUGCAUUGCCGGGUGGCGGAACCAAUUCGGAAUUUGCUUUGCACUCUCUCUUUGAGGCCAAAGGUGAUGUGAUGGCUACUCUGGAAAUGCUGCUGCUGCAGAAACCAGUCAGGUUAAAAUGCCAUCCGUUAGCAAAUUACCACUAUGCCGGUUCGGACAAGUGGACCUCCCUAGAAAGAAAAAUGUUCAAUAAAGCACUAGCCACUUACAGCAAAGACUUUAUUUUUGUACAGAAAAUGGUGAAGUCCAAGACAGUGGCUCAGUGCGUGGAAUACUACUAUACAUGGAAGAAGAUAAUGCGGCUAGGGCGGAAGCACAGGACACGCCUGGUGGAAGUCAUCGAAGACUGCAUGACGAGUGAAGAGGAAGAAGAGGUGGAGGAGGAGGAGGAGGACCUGGAGGAAGAUAGGAAAUCACCAAAAGACGAGGAGAGUGAAGUGCCGAAGUCCCCGGAGCCCCCGCCAGUGCCUGUCCUGACUGCCACGGAGGGGCCACCCCUGCAGGCCCUCAGCCAGCCCUCGGGCUCCUUCAUCUGUGAAAUGCCCAACUGUGGCGCUGUCUUCAGCUCUCGACAGGCGCUGAACGGCCAUGCCCGCAUCCACGGUGGUACCAACCAGGUGACCAAGGCUCGAAGUGCUGUCCCCUCUGGGAAGCAGAAGCCUGGCGGGGCCCAGAGUGGGUACUGCUCGGUGAAGAGUUCGCCCUCUCACAGCACCACCAGUGGCGAGACGGACCCUACAACCAUCUUCCCCUGCAAAGAGUGUGGCAAGGUCUUCUUCAAGAUCAAAAGCCGAAAUGCACACAUGAAAACUCACAGACAGCAGGAGGAACAGCAGAGGCAGAAAGCGCAGAAGGCGGCUUUUGCUGCAGAAAUGGCAGCCACAAUUGAGAGGACUACGGGCCCAGUGGGGGCGCCGGGGCUGCUGCCCCUGGACCAGCUGGGUCUCAUCAAACCCAUCAAGGACGUGGACAUCCUGGACGAUGACGUUGUCCAGCAGUUAGGAGGUGUCAUGGAAGAGGCCGAGGUCGUGGAUACCGACCUGCUCUUGGAUGACCAAGACUCGGUUCUACUUCAGGGUGACACAGAACUAUAGAGCCCGAAGGUCACCUCCGUCUUCAUCAAUCAGGAAACCUGGACUGCUUGCUUGUUUUUGUAACCCUUUUAAACUACCUGUUUAAAAAGUGGUCAUUUUAUUCAGGUUUAGAGAAGAAGAAGAAAACUCCAGUUUCUUUUCCUUUUAUCUUUUUAAAUUGUUUUUAUGGGGGACUAGGGGGGAAUAAAUGAUUGGCACAACUAUCUUUAAGAGGUGUUUCAUCCGGGCUACAUUCUCAUUUCCAGGAAGGAAAUGAACCUCACCUUCGUGUUCCAUGGCUUUCCCAUGUCAACCAUCCCAGUCGCCUUCUGUCCCGAGGUUUGCUGUAUGUCUGUGUGUGUGCACAUGUGUGUGUGUGUUUGUGUGAAGCAGGCUACUCUAUACAUGUUGGGCCCUUGGAUCAUGUUUUGCCACCAAGAAUUAUUUUUAUCCAGCCCUGACCUUCCAGGAAGUGUUCUUUUUGUCUUGUUUUGUUCUGUUCCUAAUACAUAUCUUUUUUGCAACAUGGUUCAUGGUCAGUGGAGUUCCGAACUUCCUUGGUACCGCUUGAAGUACUGUGAAGCCUCUCGCUGGGAUUUUGCUAAUUCAUCCACUGGACUAAAGUUGAUCUAGAUGCUAGCCCUGAGCAAUGGGCUCUUCUAACACAUAAGCAAUAGCCAAUCCAAGGAAAAGUGCAUGGAAAGCCAACACACAUGGCUUCAGAUAUGCUUUAGUUACAAUGUGUGCAUUCCAACAACAAAUGUAUUCCUUUCAAGUCACUUCCCAAAGCAUUUCUAGACUUCAGUAAGCUUCCUGAGGCUCUGCUCUGCCUCCCUCUGCCCCUGUUAGCAGGGUUGUUGUUUGUACUUGAAGGCAAUAAAUUUGUCCUAGUCUGGACUUUUUGUGCUGAGUCAAACUGUGAUCCAUCCCACUGUUAGUGCAAGAGUCAGACCAGGAUACAGCCGAUGCACCGACGAGCCUGAUCCUCUCCCUUCCCCUUCGGUGUUAGUGUCACUGAGCAACCCAUGGAGCAGGUCUGAGGGCCUCAACCCUGCCUUGUUACACCCAGCUCCAGGUAAGUGUGGCUGUCCUGCUGGGUGCAUCAACAGCUGGACAUUAGGAGGAAUCUCAGCAGAGAUGAGCCAGGGUUGAGCCUCCUUUACAUUCCAUGCUGCAGAGAACCAGCUGUGGCCCCCACAACCCUACACAGCCAGAGGUUUUGGAAUCUCAGGAAAGCCAUGGACAGUAGGAAAACACGAAACUUUUCAUUUCCAUCAUGGUUGUUUUUUUUUUAGAGCUGUCCUGGGGGUUUCCUUCAUCUGCCCCUUCAACAAGUGAUUCUCUCGUGUUGUAUCUAAGAAGUUUUGAGUGAGCUUCCUGGGCUCUGCACAUGGGCUUCGGGGCAGAAUUGCCACGAAACCACUCAACAGCCGUGUCACUGGCUGUCUCUGCUUCCUUCCACAAGGUCUGAGGUUGAGCCUCGGUGGGGCUAUCAUCUUUGGGAGGCAAAUGUAUUCCUUCUGUUUGCAGACUUGCCCAGCUGUUCCAGCUUUAAGCAUUAGAAAUAAAUGGAAUUACCACUGCAAAAAUAAUAGUAAUAUAUAUAAGUGCACAAUUUAACCUUAGUUUUUCCAUGCAGUAUAGCAUUAGAAUUUCUGACUUGAAAGAACCAAAGAACUCCUCCUUUGUGAGACAGUUCAAAUACCUGCAUUCAUGUUUCUUUAUUAUCAACUAAAGGCAUUGACUUCUUAGUAAAAUUUUGCACUUUUUUUUUUUUCUGAAAUGACUCUGCCUGCAUGUACACGUUGGGUUUUAGCUCCACCCCUACCCCACCCUACAGAACUUUUCUUUCUAAAGGUUAACAUCUUCAACACAGUUACUGUUUACUAUCAGAUGGUUUUUCAUGAGUGAAUUUAGACCUCUUUGAGAAAGCUUGUAUAUAUAUAAAAAAAGUUAACAGAUAUAUUUUAUGGAAAAACCCAUCUUAUUUUCAAAUAUAUUUAACUGCUGUUAUAUUUUAUUAGAGGAAGGUUGUAAAUAUUUUCUAGGAGUUCUAUUGUAAAGAAAAAAGUAUUUUUGAAAAAAAUUAAUGUAAUUAAUAAAAAAAGCAAACAUUUUUAAAUAGUGGUUGUGAUUGCUUCCUGUUUUGGCUUUGUUAUGUUCUAUUAGCCAGUGAUUUGCAUGCCUUCCGUAUCAGGAUGUAAUUUAUUCAGGUUUGCACUAUUAUAAGUUGACAUCAUAAUAUCUAGUUGUGCUUAAUUGUAUUUUACCGGAAUGGAGUCCCUUGGUCCGUAUCAAAGCACUCUGUAUAACAUAUUCAUAAUUUUUUCUUUUGUAAUGUGUGUAUUUUUAAUAAGGAUUUUAUGUAACAUUUUGGCAAAAAAGGACAGUAUUUUCUAGUGAAUUUUAUAAUAACAUUUUGCUAAAAAUGUUUCUUCCUGGGUCAGUUUUUGUUAAGAUGAACCAAAAGUCUUAUUUUACUGGGGGUUAAAAAAAAAAAGUUUGAAGCUUGAAAGCAAAGUUAUAUUUAAACAUCCUAUGUAACAAAUAAAGAUGUUUUAUAGGCUUGUCCUAAAAAAAAAGGUGCAUUCCUUAAAUUUAAAAGGAAGGGGGGAAAAAAACCACCAAAACUAGGGCAUUCUAGGUUGUUUCCUGUCCUGUUAAGAAGGUUGCUUUAGAUGAUCACAUGUUUUGUCAGGAAGAGAACCAGGUGAAUAUUACUUAGGUUCCACUCACUAGCCUUCUCCAAAGUCAUUACAGUUCCUACACAUGGGCAUUCAUGUAACCAAAUGCGCACUGUCAUAUUUAUUUGUGAAAAACCUGAUUCAAUAUUGCAUCAGCUGCUCUGAAAAUAAAAUAUCUUUCUGAGUUUCA